GGCGAAGAAGAACAAGUAAAAAAAAAAUGAAAAAAAGAAGCUUGUAAUUAAAGUCACAAGUUGUCAUGCGUACUCAGUAUGAUAGAAGGGAAGUGCUUCUAUAACAGUGGCACACUGUUGCUAUCUGUGUCCCACACUCUCCGCUACACCUCUGCCCUGUGCUGCUGUUUGCGCAUUAAACUGGAACUAAACAGUUAGGGAAGUCAAAUUUAGUGGCGCGACGUUGUUAGGAAUGGAUUUAUCCGAAUCUUACGGGACUCUUUCCUAGAUUUGUAGUAAAAAAAUACACAGUUGACAGCACAACAGCGGCAAAAAAGUUUAAAAUGUAUUGCUAGGGCGAGUUAAGAAAAACACCAUGGCAGACACAAGGACUUUCAACGUUGUUAUUUUGGGUGUAGGAUUUUUGUUCAUUUUCACCGCUUUCACCACCUGUGGAAACAUUGAACAAACUGUGGUAAAAAGCUUGCACAAUGAAACUUUCACUGGAAGUGGGUACCACAGUCUUGGCAUCAUCUAUGGAGUCUUUUCAUUCUCAAAUUUACUUGCACCAACGGUCGUUGCAGUAAUCGGACCAAAGAUGACUAUGUUUUUGAGCGGCCUGCUUUACAGUGGGUACAUUGCUGUGUUCAUCAGCCCUGCAACAUGGGCCUUUUACUUGACCUCUGUACUCAUCGGCAUCGGAGCAGCCUUGCUCUGGACAGCUCAAGGACACUUUCUGGUGGAAAACUCCGAGGCCUCCACCAUCAACAGGAACACGGGGGUGUUCUGGGCUCUCCUACAGUGCAGCAUGCUGUUUGGCAAUCUUUACAUUUAUUUCGACUGGAAUGGAAGAGCAGAGAUAUCAGACAGCAGCAGGAAAAACAUUUUUCUGUCCCUGUUGGUCGCCUCUGUACUCGGCACACUCAGCUUCCUGGUGCUGAGGAAGAGCCAUCACGAAGAGGACAUGCUCUCUGAAGAGGAAGGGCAGUCGCUGCUCUCAACUCGUAUGAUGUAUAAGGACAGAGCAAACACUGCCCUGCAGGAUGCCAAGUCAGAAUUCAAAACCAUCCAGCAGCUUCUGAAGACUAAAACUAUACUGCUCCUGAGUCCCUGCAUGGCAUACAGCGGCCUGGAGCUAUCUUUCUACAGCGGCGUGUAUGGAACGUGUAUCGGAGCAACUGCACACUUUGGAGAAGCAGCGAAAGGCUUGAUUGGGAUCUCUGGGAUUGUGGUAGGCAUCGGAGAGAUUGUGGGUGGAGGCUUGUUUGGAUUGUUGUGUAAGAACAAUCGCUUCAGACGGACCUCUGUGGUGUUCCUGGGAAUGGUUGUCCAUUUUGUUGCAGUCUAUCUGAUCUUCCUCAACAUCCCAGAUGACGCCCCUGUAGUCUUUGACACCACCACCCAAAGUAAACCAUAUCUAACUCCAAGUGCAUCCAUUGCCCUGCUGUGCAGCUUCCUGCUCGGACUUGGGGACAGUUGUUUCAACACGCAGCUCUACAGCAUAUUAGGCUGUGUUUAUGCUGAACAAAGCACGCCUGCUUUUGCCAUCUUCAAAUUCAUCCAGUCUAUUUUUGCAGCAGUGGCUUUUUUCUACAGCGGUUACCUGGUGUUGAAGUGGCAGCUGCUGCCGAUGGUCAUCCUGGGCUUCGUUGGAACACUGUGCUUCUUCGUGGUGGAGAGGACGCAGAACUUCUCUGUAGAUUUGCAGGAAUAUUAGAAAAAAACAUUUCUGUAUGAGCACUGAUUGUUAUGUGGGAGAAAUUACGGCCAUCAGAAAAACAACCCUGUGCUUUUCUCUCACGAGGGGUUAUUUUGAAAUCUAUUUUUAUUAUAGUGCGCUGUAGAUCACAUUCAUAUAGAUAACACUUAUACCAAGUCUUACAAAAACAUCUGAUUUGCAAUACAUGGCUGUCAGUCAGCCUGGAUUGUACUUUGCACUCUACUCUAAAUACCCAACACUACACAGUAUCAUUAAUCAUUAACAUGAUUUUUCUCCUGCACUGCUGCGCUGUAGGACUUAAAAGAAAAUAACCACUCUUCUUAUCGCGUACUUGUUUGCAUCGCUUCCAGCUCAGGUUUAUUACUAAAGACGUAUUUUUAAAAAUAUUUUAUGUAUAAAACUGUUACUUUUAGAGCAUAGUUUUAUCGUGAUUGACAGUUUGAUAAAAAAUAGAUGAGAGAAAAUAAUGCAAUAUUCUUCCUGUCAUGUUUUGGAAACGUUAACUAAUUAGUGCCUGACAAUCAUUGUUAUUAACUUUUUGUUAUAAAUUUUGCAUUUUGUUAGUGUUUUUCCUACAAUUUUGUGAAUCUUUGAUGAAUAAAGUUCUAUGCAUUUUGA
Centropristis striata (black sea bass) is the source of this 2317-nucleotide messenger RNA. RefSeq names its product UNC93-like protein MFSD11. Bases 356 to 1696 code for a protein of 446 amino acids. The transcript is spliced from 13 exons. Lineage: Eukaryota; Metazoa; Chordata; Actinopteri; Perciformes; Serranidae. The record is from RefSeq and is a predicted model, not a curated record.